AUGUGGUCUGCAAACAUGCCUGCCAUCAUUUCGAGUGGGCAGUAUGCUUCCACCCCUGUCCUCCUGUCACACACUGAGAGUUCUGCUGCUCCCCUCCUCCCUCUUGAAGAGGGCCAAGAAGCCGAGGCUGGCCAGCCGCAUUACAGUGUCCCUGAUGUUGCACCAGUCACUGAAGGAGAACUCGACACCGCACGCAUCUCAGUCUGCGUGUUGGUGCCUGACUACGUCAAUGAAGUCUUUGAAAUUGACACGAAUGUCUCCAGAGGAGAGGAACACCUCCAACAGGUCAUAGCCGAAGCCAGAACUGGUGUCCAGAUGCAGUACUUUCCGUUUGUUGCUGCCGUCCCCCGCCAGAGCAUUCCAGAUACGCUGAUAUAUCUUGCAUACCCUCUCUGGGGGAGAGGACUCUGCACCACCUGCUUUGACCUUAUUCGGUUUGAUGGACGACUGUUUGCACAGCGCCUUCCGCCCACAGUUGACCGAUAUGUUCUACUGCAGGCAGCAGGUCUUGCAGGCGGCGCUGAGGUCGAUGUGUUUUGCCCUUCUCAUGCAGGGCCCUUGCCCGAAGGAGCCGAGGUCGAGUUUCAGCCGGGGCAAACUGUUACCUUCCUCCCCAAGGGGAACCCUCAUGAUCCUGCUCUCGCGCUACUUGCUGAUGACACAAAUGCCUGUGGUGACAUUUCCUUCGGUGUCGUCUCUGACCUGUCGGUCAGUCACUUCUGCCUUCGAGCAGAACGCUCUGUAUUCUACCGCUCCGACUUAGCAAGUCGCCAUGGACUCAGACUUCCACACCUUGUCGUGACUCCCGCCAGGCCUCGCUGCACGGAUGUUGCCAUUCAGGGAAGACCGUGUCGCACUGUCGUUGCAGUUGGAGAACAGGAGGACCCCCAAGACUCCAUCGAAACCAUCGGCUUCAUAGAUGGUCGCCCCAUGAUGCAGGGCUGGAUCCGUAUCCUCACCAGGUCUGACUGGCUCCCUUUGGCUCCGCUUAGAAAUGGACUUAUGCAGUCUGCUCCAGCAGGGUGGCAGGUUGCUUUCAUUGGCUGCCCUAGACAUUGGGACUGGGUUUGGUUUGCAUCAGGACAAGUCAUCGUUGCCUACCUUGAACCUGCACAUCCUGAUACCCCACGGUCUCAGCAAUCCGGGGACUCCACAGCAGUUCCAGACUCAGACAAUGACGGCUCCCCUGCCACUUUUGGUGGGGGAGGUGGCACAGCUCCGACUUGGGGCGAGUGGCCUGUGCAGUUCAACUCCCUGCUUGGCCAGACCAUUGUCGCGUUGAACAUGUGCAGGUUCUCCUUGGUCCUGAUCGUGCAGCAGGGGAGUGAUGGACCUGUCCCGGUGUUGCUUACCGACCACAUCCCCAAGGCCGUCACCCACGACCUGACCGCUGUCACUAUGCCCUCCCCUUGCGCCAUAGAUGAUGUUGCGUCUCUCCUUGCAUCUGCCUGGACCCCGCCGGGCACCUUACCACCGGACUUGAAGAUACAUCCUGCCACUGCUGCAGCACUAGCCAGUCACAUUCCUGCUGACGACAGCUCUGCACCCAGUCUCCAGCAACUUGCCAUCUAUACCGACGGCUCCUUCGAUGGAACCGGCAGCAGUUGGGCCUUUGUAGUCCUUGCACACACCAACCAUGGGUGCAUGAUGUCCUCAGUGAACAUCAUGGUCUUGCAAUUGAACACGUCAGAGGCCAUGCAGGUCUACUGCGAGCUUAGUGACUUCCGGGUUCUCCACUGGUCCCCUAGAAUGCUCUUCGUUCGCUUUGCAAAAGGCUUAUUGAGCUUUAUGAUCUUUGGCUACCUUCCACCUUUGGCGUCUGCCAUGAAGGGUGCGUCGCGAGUGCUCUAUGAUGUUGACUUCGGGCAGUCCGGUCGUCUCUUCGAUUCGAUCGUCGUCGUAUGCAACAGCCUGAGUCACAAGAGCUCCUUCGUGAAAUCUGCGAGUCAAUUCCCGAAGUUCCAUGGAGCACUGGGGACCUUUUUCUCUGACACAACGUGGUCGUUGCGCCAGCAACGCGUCUGGCUACGUCGACGGGCACACCAAGCGAGUGCCUUCCUGGCAAGUUCUGCACUGCAAUGGGCAUACAUUGCGUGGCGUCGAGCGGUGCCAUUGUCUGUUGUUGCAAGAAAGGGCUGUGCCUCGGUUCUACUUCACCUUGCACGGCUUCAGCAUGCAGUCAAAGAACUUCAGACUAUCAAGCCUGCCUUUCGCCGUACGCUCUGUCAAGACCGCAAAAAGUACCUCUCCGAGGUCGCAAACACCGCAUGUGUCUCCUCCACACGUGACGUUGUUGCUAAGCUGCGUCCUCUCAUAGGCCCACCCCGCAGAAAGCAGAAGGGACCCGCCCCUCUCCCUGCCAUUCGUCUAGAGUCUGGUGACUUUGCUGAGUCACCACACGAGGCCACCGCGCGCUGGCUCCGGCACUUCAGUGAAGCCGAGCAUGGCGGCCCGAUCACUCCUGAGGUGUUGAUUCGCCGAUGCCAGACAAGGCAAGCUGCUGCUAAUCUUGAGGACCUCGAAGUCCAGACCUCCGAGUUGCCCUCAAGAGCCGACCUUGAGACCGCCAUGCGUGCCGCCAAAGCCGAUAGAGCAGUUGGCAACGACAUAUUGCCUGCAGAGUUGUGGAAGGUCCAAGCACCCAUCCUGUCGCGCGUCAUGUACCCUUUGCUGUUGAAGAUAGCGUUUCGACUUGAGGAACCACUGCAGCUUAAAGGUGGGUCCAUGUUCCAUAUAUGGAAAGCCAAGGGACCACAAGAUGCAUGUGCAAGCUACCGCGGAAUCCUCGUUUCCAGCGCCUUUAGCAAAUGUGUCCACGGCGCGUUCCGAACCAAAUGCAACCAGUGGUUUAACGCACUGGCAACUCCCUUACAAAUUGGAGGACGCAAAGGUUUUCCGGUCCAGCUCGCAGCGCAUGCAGCACGAUCCUUCCAACAGGCCGCAUUGGCCAAGGGAUACAGCGCUGCGAUCGUUUUCUUAGACCUUCGUGAGGCCUUCCAUAAGGUCGCGAGACCCCUUGUGCAUGGUGGCGACCUUAGCGAUGACCAUAUAUCCAAAGUCCUUGCUGCAUUCCACAUUCCCCCGGCAGGGAUGGAAUCGCUCCGAGAAUACGUCCGUCAGUCUGCCCUUAUACGGGAUGCCGGCGCUUCGGACUGGGCUGCAGCACUCAUGCGUGAAUUUCAUACUGACACCUGGUUCAGUAUAGACGACCAAUUAGCAGCCGUCUCUGCUGGCACUCGCCCAGGCGAUUCUCUGGCGGACGUCGUGUUUUCCUUUCUCUUUUCCUCUGUCCUCAGGAGGGUUCGCGACGCCAUCCUCGCAGAGGACAUUUCUGUCAGCCUUCCCUGGCAUCCUUCCUGGGCCCGGGACCUUGAAGCCACUCACCCUCCUGCUGGAGAGCUUGCCCCUAUCGAUGUGUCUUGGAUGGACGACCUUGCACUGUUGAUCUGGGAUACAUGUCCACAUAGACUGCUGGACAGUGUGAGGAAGGCUGCAGAAAUCCUCUUGGACGAGUGUGUGAAGGCCCUGUUAUAUCCUAACCUGGAUCCCGGGAAAACUGAGGCCAUUGUUUCGCUUGUUGGCAAGGACUCCAGGAAGUUACGGGCACAGCUUUUUCGGUCUUCCGUUGCUAGUCUGGACUUGUCUCCCAGAGUGCACCCAGCUGCCGCUCUACGUCUUGUCCCACAGUACCGCCACCUUGGCGGAAUCUUGCACUGGAAGGGUGCUCUCCGCUUUGAGAUCAGAUCCCGACUAGGGCAAGCAUGGCAGGCUUUCAAGAAGCACCGGCGUGCGAUUUUCGCAUCUCCUGUGGUGUCGCACCGAGAAAAAGCUUUGCUGUUUCAGUCGCUUGUUAUGUCAGCCAUGCUUUUCGGGGCCGGAACAUGGGUCUACAGGGAUGCUCGGGAAGUUGAGGCCAUCGUAGGAGCACAGCUGACAAUGGCCAGACAAAUGUUGCGUCCCUCCUAUGAUUGGGAAUCGGCGCUUCACCUGGGCUCGGGACUUGUUCUCGCUACUGCUCGCCUAUCCACCAUUGCAGACGAACUGCACGCAGCACGUCUCCGACACCUUGCCAUCCUUGUUGCGAGGGCUCCGGAUGAAUUUUGGGCCAUCCUUCACUUUGACCGGCAGUGGUUACAGAUGACAAGCGCCUCCCUUGAGUGGUUGCGGGAGUCCCUCCAACAUGGAGGACAAGACACCGUUGACAUAGCUGACUGGCCCGGUACCCUCCAACAGCUCUCCCAGCAACCACGACGUUGGAAACGCCGGAUUUCUGUUGCGUUGCAUGUUCGUCGUCUUGUCGACGUUUGGAAAGCAGAGGUCACGCAUUUCCACGGCCUCCUCCUUCGGGCUCUGCUUUCUGCUGGUGCUUUUGCGGCUGAUGGAGAGCGAACUGCCAGUUCAGUUAGUGAACUUUGUGGGCCAUGCAACAAGGUCUUCACUGACUUGCGUUGUUGGAGCCACCAUGCUUUCAAGUGCCACGGUCGCCUCCGUGAGGCCCGGCUGUAUGCUUCCGGUACACAGUGUGGCACUUGCCUCCGCCAUUUUGCCUCCAACUUCAAGCUGAGCAACCAUCUAGAGUACAGUACAGAGUGUCUUGCCGCACUUGUUGCGCGUGGUGCUCGGUCCGAGAUUCAACCAGGUCGCAACAGCAAGAAAUUUCGGACUGGUGAUGAGAUCAUGUGCCCAGUAAUCACAGCUGAAGGUCCAGCUUGCCUUGUUCCGCCUGCAGCGUUCAUUCCAGAGCCCCAGAGAGCAGACCCGCAAAUCCUGCAAGACCUUGAAGACUUGUUUGCACAUCCGUGCGAGGUCACCACUCUUACUGAACUCCUUCAGAUUGUUCGAGGCAUUUUCCAACGGGUCUGUCUGCAACGUUCCCGACUGCAGGCCACAGCUGCGGCUUGGCGCCGUGAACUUGCACAUAAUGAAGAUGUGUCUGUCAUGUGGUCGGCAUGGCAUGUCCAAAUUGCUGAUUUCCUCUGUCAGACAGACAUUGUUGAGUGGCUCUCUCAUGAGGCUCAAGGGAGUGUGUCGGGACACUCCACCUUCCGGGAUUCUGCCGCAAUGCUUUCCCGGCUCUCCUUCGAUUUUGUAUCCCUUCCACCCAGCACCAGCACGGUACAUGAUGCAGUUACAUUUUGUGCUGCCAGCCCCAAAAUUCAGGGCAAUCCUGUGCCAGACUGGUGGCAACAUACCGAGCACGCUCGGUUCAUUGCAGAUCCCAAGCUUUUCCGCGUCAAGGAGUGGUGUGCUGAUUCGAAAGCCGUCAUCCGUGGAUUUUGUUUGGGAGGUCUCCUCUCUGACCUUUCUGCCCCAAUGCCUCUCCGAUCCUUUCGUCGCCUUGAACCUCAGCUGCAUCGCCUCCGCCUCUUUGCAGACAUCAUUCGCGGCAUUGUAGAGCUUUGGCUUUCAGGCCGGCCUGCGUUCAUCCUCUGCCCUGCCAUUGUCUGUCCUGGACUUGAUGCGAUCAGCCGGCUAUCGCGAUUUCAGUGUGAGAAGCAUGGACUUCGGAUUCUCUCCAACUUUCCCGACGUUGGUGAGCUCCUCCGAUUUGUUUCACCCUAA
Messenger RNA from Symbiodinium sp. CCMP2592, 5562 nucleotides. The record is from the annotation of a GenBank genome assembly. Lineage: Eukaryota; Dinophyceae; Suessiales; Symbiodiniaceae.